AUGUAUUUAUCAUGUUUAACAGCUUUCAGAAAGUAUAAAAUAUAUUCAAAUGAAGAAAGUAUUUUUAUUAUAGGAAUAAGUAAGAAGGAAGAUGCAUAUGAAAUAACUGAAGUAGCAAAAACAAAAGAAAUUCAAAUAAAUGGAAAUUUUCAAUUAUUUAAGAAAAAUUUGUAUCGUAAUUUUUUAAAAGAAAAAAAGUUAACAUUUUUAUGUAAUUGUGAAGGGAUAUUAGGAUGUAUUAAAUUUUUGAAUUUUCCUUAUUUAUAUGUACUAACAAAAAAGGAGAAAGUUGCUUGCUUAUUUAAUGAACAUAAAAUAUAUGUGGUUAAAAAUGUUUUAUUAAUUCCAUUUAAAGAAAAUGUUUUUGAAAAUUAUAAUGAAGAAAAUGAGUUAAUAGAAAUUUUUUAUAAUAAUAUAAAUCAUAAAUAUUUAUAUUUUUCAUACACAUAUAAUUUAUCUAAUUGUGUUCAAGAUAAUUACUUUAUUCAAAAAGAAUUUUUAAAGGGAAAUGUGAUAUAUAAUAAAAAUUAUAGAAACCAUUUUAUUUGGAAUUUAUAUCAUUGCAAACAUUUUGUUAAAAAUAAUUUAUUCAUUUGUUUAUUUUUAAUAAAUGGAUAUUUAAUACAAUCAAAAUUUUACUGUUCGGGAAAAGGUAUAGAUAUAACCUUUAUAGCAAGAAGAUGUAAUAAAUAUGCAGGUACUAGAUACAGAAAAAGAGGGAUAAACUCCAAAGGAUUUUCAGCAAAUGAAGUAGAAUCAGAAUUUAUUUUAUUUGAGAAAAAUAAUUUUAAUGCAAUACUGUCAUAUGCUCAAUUAAGAGGAUCCAUACCUAUAUUUUGGAAGCAAACUGUGAAUUAUAAGUUAUUAAAAAAACCCAAAAUAAAAUUUAUGAAAAAUGAUAUUAAUUAUACUUGUAGUAAAAAUCAUUUUAAAUUAUUAUUUAAAAAAUAUGGGUAUCCUAUAACUGUAGUAAAUUUAUUAAGUAAAAACAAAUAUACUGACGAGAAUAUUUUAUCAAAAGAAUAUAAGAAAUGCAUUGAUUCUAUUAAUAAAGAAUUACCAAAAAAAAUUCAAAUUAUUUAUAAACAUCUAGAUUUAAGAAAAGCAUAUAGCAUUGGUUCAAAGUAUACACAGAAUAAUUUAAAAUUAUUAUUUAAUUUUUCAUUAAAUAAUAUUGGUUUUUUUUAUAUAAACAAUUUUAAGCUUAUUUUAGUUCAACGAGGGAUCCUCCGAUUUAAUUGUGUUGAUUGUUUAGACAGAACUAAUGCUGCACAGUUAUUUAUAAAUAUAUACAUUUUCAAUAAAUUUCUUAAAUUAACAAAAUUAAUUAAUAAAAAUAACUUGAGUAUAAAAGUAAUUUCUCAUUUAUCUCAGUUAUAUGAACAAUUAGGUGAUGCUAUUUCAAAACAGUAUGCUGGAUCAACGGCUCACAAAAAAUAUACAACAGGAAAAAGCUCAAAUAUUUUUAUUCAAUCAAAAGAGUUAUUUACUUCGAUUAAAAGACAUUAUAUAAGCUCAUUUAAUGAUUUAGAAAAGCAGAAAUCUAUUAAUUUGUAUUUGGGUGUAAUUAAUUCAAAGCUUAAAGAAAUAAAAAAUUCAAAUGAUCUUGAUAAUUUAGUUCAUAACACUUAUUUUAAAGACAAUGGAAAUAAUAUAUUUUGGUGGGUAAUCCCAUUGGAACAUUUUUAUUACAAAAUAGAAUCAUUAUUAGAUUUAAAGAACAAAAAAAAAGAUAAAAGAAAAAUUAAUGCAUAUAGAAAAAAAAAAAUACUUAAAAAAGGAAAAACUAUAAUAAGUAAUUCAUUUAAAAUAAAAAUAAAAAAUAAAAUAAAAAUUAAGAAUAUACUUAAAAAUAAUGAAAUAAACGACAAGGUAUCCAGUGUUUUAGAAAAAAAUUCUAAAAAAAAAAAGGGAGAAACAAAUAAAAAUAUUAGAAGUUCAUCUUCUUUUAAGACUUUAUUCUCCUCUACAGAGAUAAAAGAAGAAAAAAAAAUUAUUUCUAAUAUGUAUAAAAAUUUUAAGUUUUAUCGUUGUUUUAGCAAUACAAAUAUAUUUAAACACCUUUACAAUGCAAAUAAAUUACGUAUCUCCUUUAGUGAAAACAAUAUUUUAUCAUAUGGAUAUAGCAAUUUUUCUAAUAAUAAUUCAAAUUCAUUAAUCAAUUUAUAUGUAAAUGAUCAAAAAGGAGAUAUAGACAAAUUCUUUUACUUUUUUAAUUAUGCAUCACAAAUAUAUAAAUUUUACAAUGCAUACAAAAACAAUUUUAAUUUUAUUUUCAAAAACAAAAAUAUAUUUAGAUUCAAAUUAUGGAGAUAUAUAGCUUGUUAUAAUUAUUUAAACUACUUAAAAAUUUAUUUUAAUUUUUUUUUUCUUUUUUAUUAUAGCAUUUUUACAAAUUAUAAUGUAAGAUUAAUAUUUUUAUAUCACAUAAAUCUUUUAUCACAAAAGAAUGAUUUUUUUGAAGAUGAUAAUUAUUGUGUAAUAAACGUUGGUACUUAUGAAAAGGAUAUUAAAAAAAUUGUUGAAAAUUUUAAAAAAUAUAAAAACAUUUCUUUAUUAUUAAAAAGCUAUCUAAAUUAUUAUGAAGUAUAUAAAUUACCUUAUAAUUAUAUGCUAAUUAAUAUAUCUUCCAUUAUAAAAAAAAAACCAAAAAAUUAUAGAGUUAAAAAGGAAAAUUAUCAAAAAUGCAAAAAAUCUUUAAUGAAAAAUCACAUAGAGUAUACGUAUCAUAAUAAUGAAGAAUUUUAUCAAUUAAUUAAAAAUAAUGAUGCUAUAAAUCUCUCAGAUGAUCAAAAUAACACUAAUAUUAAAAAAAUUUUUAUUAAUAAAAAGAAAAUUGAAAGAAGAAAAAAUAAAAGAAUAUUUUUUUCUUCAAUAUAUCAUAAACUCAGUAAAAAUAUAAAAUAUAUAAAGGAACAUAAGAAAAAAGAAGAAAUAUAUAAAUUGUCUUAUAUGUAUUCCCCUAUCUAUUUUAAUAUGAAUUUAAUAAAACUUUUUUUUUUUGUUUAUAGUUAUUAUUGUAGUAAUAAAAGUAAUAAUACCAUAGCAAAAUUAAAAGAAGGAUUAGUAAUAGAUGAUAAGCAUUAUAAUCGUUCUGCAUAUAAUUUAUAUAACGUGGAAUUUUUUCUUAAAGAAUUAUUAGUAUCUCGGUCAAUAGAGAAUUUUUUUUCAGAACUUUAUUUAUCCUAUAUUUACAGAACGAACUAUUACAAGAAAUUAAAUUUAAGUUUUUAUAAAAAUUUCAAAAGUUCUUUUAAUAAUAAUUUAAAAUAUCAAAGAUCUUCUGAAGAAAAACUAUUCUUAGAAGAAUAUGAUCCUUAUGAGAAUAUUUCAAAAAAAAAAAAAAUUCUCAAUAUAGAUAAAAAAAUAUCAAAAGAAGUUAAACGAAAUUAUAAUUCUGUUUCUAAAAGUUGUUUAUUAAUUAAAAAUUUUAAUAGAAGAUAUUUUUCUGAAAUGAAGUAUUUUAUAGAAAGAGAUCAAAAAAUUAAAAAUUACUUGAAGAAUAUCACUUCCUUUAAUAGAAAAAUGAAUCAUUGUGAUAUUUUUCUAAACGAUUUUAAAGAAUAUGUUAAAUUAAAUGAAAACAAAAAAAAACAAUUUACUUUUUAUAAUAUAAGUAACUUUAAUGUUUUAAAAGAUAAAAUUGAAAAUCAUAUGAAUUAUCAUGAAUAUUGUAACCCCUUAAAUAGAGAAAUAUUCUUAAAAUAA
Molecule: messenger RNA, 3708 nt
Organism: Plasmodium relictum
Lineage: Eukaryota; Apicomplexa; Aconoidasida; Haemosporida; Plasmodiidae
Product: inositol 5-phosphatase, putative
Exons: 1
Coding region: 1-3708 (1235 amino acids)
Biological process (GO): phosphatidylinositol dephosphorylation
Cellular component (GO): intracellular membrane-bounded organelle
Molecular function (GO): phosphatidylinositol-3,5-bisphosphate 5-phosphatase activity
Source: RefSeq, a predicted model, not a curated record